Molecule: messenger RNA, 1323 nt
Organism: Postia placenta MAD-698-R-SB12
Lineage: Eukaryota; Fungi; Basidiomycota; Agaricomycetes; Polyporales; Adustoporiaceae
Exons: 5
Coding region: 31-1305 (424 amino acids)
Biological process (GO): mitochondrial respiratory chain complex III assembly; protein insertion into mitochondrial inner membrane from matrix
Cellular component (GO): mitochondrial inner membrane
Molecular function (GO): ATP hydrolysis activity; ATP binding
Source: RefSeq, a predicted model, not a curated record
AGUCCUUAUUUUCAGGCAGGGUUUGGUCUUAUGGGCGUCGGUGUUGGCCUGACUGCACUUCGUCAAGCCGUCGUGUUGUCCUCCAUCGCGCUUCGCCGACGGAUGCUGGUCUCUCUGGAGAUCAGUAACAAGGAUCCCGCGUACGACUGGUUCCUCACAUGGAUGUCGCAGCGUUCCGCGGAGACCGCUGGAGCGAAAACAAAAUUAUGGCAUCCGAGCUCAUGGACCCGAAGUCACCAGAUCAGCGUGCAGACGAUGCAUGAGCAGCGUAAGAAUGGCAGCUCGUCUGUCCUAUUUAAGCUGGUGGCUGGACCGGGGACACAUUGGUUGCGGUAUGGGCAGGCAUGGAUUCAGGUCAAACGUGAGCGCGAGACACGCUCGCAGCAACUCAUGUCCGGCAUACCUUGGGAGACCGUCACGCUUACCACUCUCUCGAGUGAUCGCGACAAGUUUCGUGGCCUACUAUCGGAGGCACGGGACAUGGCAUUGCGCGCACAGCAGGGCAAGCUGGUGAUACAUACUGCUUGGGGGACCGAAUGGCGUCCUUUCGGGCAGCCACGACGGAAGCGACCGUUGCACAGCGUUGUGCUGGCCGAAGGCGUCUCGGAUCGUAUUGAGGAAGAUGUCAAGGCAUUCCUGCAACGACGGCAGUGGUACGAGGACCGCGGCAUACCGUAUCGCCGCGGAUAUCUGCUCCACGGCCCACCCGGGUCAGGCAAGUCGUCGUUCAUACAGGCUCUGGCCGGCGCGCUGUCAUACGACAUAUGCCUGCUCAACCUGUCUGAGCGGGGACUUGCAGAUGACAAAUUGAUCCAUUUGCUUUCGAAUACGCCAGAGCGUAGCUUUGUGCUCAUCGAAGAUGUCGACGCCGCAUUUAACAAACGUGUGCAGACGACCGCAGACGGAUAUCAAUCCUCAGUGACCUUCUCUGGGUUCCUAAACGCCCUAGACGGAGUGGCGUCCGGCGAAGAGCGCAUUAUAUUCAUGACAACGAACCACCCUGAGCGGCUUGAUCCUGCAUUGAUCCGACCUGGGCGUGUCGACCUUGCUGUGCUGUUAGAUGACGCCACCCCAGAACAGGCGAAGAAGCUUUUCGUGCACUUCUACCGCGGAGCGGACGAUGCACCACCUGACGAACUGCUUGAGAGUUUAGGGAGAGAAGUGGAAGCCAUUGUCAAGUCUGAGUUGGGGACAGGUCGGAGGGUCAGCAUGGCGGCGCUUCAGGGUCUUUUCAUUCGCAGCAGCCCUGAGGAUGCGGUGCGAGGGGUUGUUGACUUAUGUGGUAACAGGUCAUCACCACCGUAGGGCCGCCCACACUCGACU